UCCUGGGGCAUGUGAACUACUUCUCACUGGAGGUCGUAAAGGAGGGGGGAGGUGUGUUUUGUGGCUUUUUUUCCGUGAAAAACAGAUUGAUUUGAACCGCGAAGGAGCCAUGGGUGGCGUAGGAGUUUCAAAUAACCGCCCAGUGCCCUAACGCGCUGUUUACGCAGCGUAAUGCCGCGGUUGGAGAGGUUAUUGCGUGCGUGCUUUGCAACUGAAGACCACCGAUAGGGGAAGGGGGAGAAAAGCACAGGAAAGUUCCCCUCUGUAUUCUGAUAAUACUGCAUGUGGAAGUGGUAUGAAGUAAUGCGCAUUAGCCUCAGUGAAGAGUCAAGAGAUCCCUGGCUCCUUAAGGAAUUGCCGCUGCACACCACGGCCAUUGCCUGCUUGCCGGCUGGGGAGGCGCACCGGGAGCGCUUAGAGCUACGCCGCCGCAACAGACCCUGAAGCCGGGCGCAACCGAAACAUGACGCCGCCACUGCAGCCGGUCGUCAUUAGGUGACCCCUUUCUUGCUGCGCUGACUCCUCCUUGCCUGUCGGGGUCCUCUUGACAAGGCCGCACGCUAAAGUAGCUGUGCUCUGGGACUUCGCCUUGGGACCUGCCAGCAGGUGUCCCCCUGCCCUGUCCUUCUCCAUGGACCUCAGGCUUCCCCAGCUCCAGCUCUGCCCCCUGCUGGCCCUCCUGGCCUCCGUGGUCGGCCUGUCCCUGGCGGAGCUGGUCUACAGCAACUCCUGGGCUGUCCACGUCUCCGGCGGUGCGGAGGCAGCUGACCAGAUCGCCCAGAAGCAUGGCCUCGUCAACCUCGGCAACGUGUUCGGUGAUUACUACCACUUUAAGCACCGUGGUGUGGUGAAGAGGUCUCUCUCAGUGCAUCGUGGGACUCACGUCAAGCUGCAGAAGGAUCCCCAGGUGGUGUGGGUUGAGCAGCAGGUGAUUAAAAAGAGGAAGAAGAGGGAUAUUUACACUGAGCUGUCAGACCCCAAGUUCUCCCAGCAAUGGUAUCUGUAUAAUGCAGACCAUCAAGACCUGAAUGCCAGGGGGGCCUGGGAACAGGGCUACACGGGAAAAGGCGUGGUCGUCUCCAUCCUCGAUGACGGGAUCGAGAAGAACCACCCAGAUCUAGUGGAUAACUAUGACCCCGAAGCCAGCUAUGAUGUCAAUGACGGGGACCCUGAUCCACAGCCGAGAUACACGCAGCUUAACGACAACAGACAUGGGACCCGCUGUGCCGGGGAGGUGGCGGCUGUGGCCAACAAUGGUAUCUGCGGAGUGGGUGUGGCCUACGACGCCAAGAUUGGAGGUGUACGCAUGCUGGACGGGGAAGUGACUGACGUCGUUGAGGCCCAGUCUCUCAGCCUCAAUCCCCAGCAUAUCCACAUUUACAGUGCCAGUUGGGGCCCCGAGGAUGAUGGGAAGACGGUGGAUGGCCCCGCCAAGCUGGCCAAAGAAGCCUUUCUGCGCGGCGUCACCGAGGGUCGUGGCGGCCUGGGCUCCAUCUUCGUGUGGGCAUCGGGCAACGGUGGCCGCGAGAGGGACAGCUGCAACUGCGACGGCUACACCAACAGCAUCUACACACUGUCCAUCAGCAGCAGCACCCAGAGCGGCAACGUGCCCUGGUACAGCGAGGCCUGCUCCUCCACGCUGGCCACCACCUACAGCAGCGGCAACCUCAACGAGAAGCAGAUCGUCACCACAGACCUGAGGCAGAAGUGCACAGACUCGCACACAGGGACGUCCGCUUCCGCCCCCCUGGCCGCUGGCAUCAUCGCAUUGGCUCUGGAAGCCAACAAGAACCUCACCUGGAGGGACAUGCAGCACCUGGUGGUUCGGACGUCCCGGCCCGCCUACCUCACCACCAGCGACUGGAAGACCAAUGGCGUGGGCCGCAGAGUGAGCCACUCCUACGGUUACGGGCUCCUGGAUGCCAGUGCCAUGGUGGCCCUGGCUCAUAACUGGACCAGCGUGGGCCCCCAGCAGAAGUGCGUGCUCUCCAUGGUGUCUGAGCCCCGGAAUAUUGGCAGCCACCUCGUGAUCACGAAGAGCGUGGAUGCAUGCUUUGGGAUGCCCAACUAUGUGAAGUCCCUGGAGCACGCCCAGGCAGAGCUCACCUUGUCCUACAACCGGCGGGGGAACCUGGCCAUCUACCUGGUCAGCCCCCAAGGGACUCGCUCCACUCUGCUGGCCCCCAGGCCUCAUGAUUACUCCUCAGAGGGUUUUAACGAGUGGGCCUUCAUGACCACACACUCGUGGGAUGAGGACCCUCGGGGGGAGUGGACGCUCGAGAUCGAAAAUGUUGCUGGGACCAGUGACUAUGGGACACUAACACAGUUCACGCUCGUCCUUUAUGGCACUGACCCGGACUCCACUGACCUCUCUGGACUGGACGUCAGCCAGCCCGUGAAUCACAGCUGCAAGACCUUUGAUGCUGAUCAGAUGUGUAUUGAGUGUCGUCCAGGCUACAUCCUCUUCAGGGAGACCUGCGUGACGGCCUGCCCUCCCGGCUUCACCGCUGCUGCCCAGACCCUGGACUUUACCCUGGACAACAACGUGGAGCCGCACUCUGUCCAGGCCUGCCUACCCUGCCACGCGUCCUGCCUGACCUGCAGCGGCCCCCACCACACUGACUGUCUCUCCUGCCCGCCGCACAGCCACCUGGACCCCAGCUUUGGCAGCUGCCUGCACCAGAACCAGAUACAGCGCGAGUCUCCGGGUGUCCUGGAGAGACUCCCCAACAGCAGGGGCCUUGCCGAGCCGGGGCUGUCCUCCAGCCUGCCCGCGGUCGCAGCCGUGCUCAGCUGCACCUUUAUCGUCGCCGCAUUCGUGGGCAUCUUCGCUGUACUGCAGCUUCGCUCCAGCGGUCCGGGGAAACUCCACCACAUGAUGGAGAACGGGGCCGGUGUCCGGGUGGGUUUUGGCCUGGGAAGGGGCCGGAUGGUGUCUUACAAGGGAAUCCCAUCCAUGUGGAGGGAGGAGGAUGGCCUCUCGGAGUCUGAGAAUGAUGAGUUUGACAGUCACAGCGAGAGGACUGCCUUUAUCAAAACACAAAGUGCUCUUUAACCCCCUCUUGCCUCUUGAUACCCCCUCCUGCAAUGUCUCUGCUGCCUUCUGUGUCCCCACCACUGCCCCACCCAUUUUCCUCCUGUCUCUGUCAUCUGCUGGGUGGCUCUCAUUCAUCCCCCCCACAUGGUGUGAUGGAAAAGGCUCCCCUUUUUCCUUCCGUCCUCCUGCUCCCCUCUGUGAUCCCCCAGCUCGCCUGGCCGUCAUACUCUGAGCUGAUCUGUAGCCCAUGCUAAUGGUUGGACAGGAAUUCCACGUCUCAGGGUCUCGUUCCUUAUUCCCCUUGGUCUUUGUCCUUGUGGGACAGAAGUCCAGUAAUAAUAUGGAGACUCUCCAACUCAUGGCCAACCAUUAUUUUUCGCAUCAGGUUUAGGACAGAUGCCUUGUAAGAGGUGUGAUUCUCAGAGGGCAGGGCUUGUGAUACAUCCCAUUCAGUCUAGCCGAUAAAACCUUAAUCCAUCCCUUGUAUGUUAAACAAGCCUUUGAUCCACCAAACCUCCAUCAGGCCUCUGGGAACCUUCUUGAACUUGCCUGUUAGGCUGUUGGCACCAGUGGUUUGCUGCUGCCCAGGGCGGCUUCAUAAGAUCCCACCGCGGUGCCAUUGCUUUUGUAAUUUUCUCCCUCCUCCAGAUACUGGUUGAGGAAUGCCUGAACCAAACUGAUUCUUCCUUUUAAGGGUCCCUCAGUGGCUGAGUGGCCCAGGAGGGUCUGCUAGUGGUUAGAUGGAGCGGAGGGUCCCAGCUUCUGCCAGAUAUCCCAAAGCAGCAUCUGGGAUGGCAGAUGCAGCAGAUUUGGUUUCCUGUUGUACGGGGCGAGUAGUGUGGCUACAUUGGGUGCCCAGGGUUGCUGAAAUUCACUUGCAUUCAUUUCCUGAAUCUGAAGUGUUCACUCUGAGGUUUGUGGUGGAGUGUUUUUUUUUUUUUUUUUUUUUUGUGACAUUGACCAGAACACUACAGCAAACUUCAUUUGAAUAUCUAUAGAUGGGCACUGUGGUUUCUUUCUUUCUGAGAUGCAUGUCACUGUUUUGCUUCCUGUUUCAAUCAUCUGCCUACAAUCUUCUUUGGUCAUUUUUCUCAGAAGAUGAAUUGGUCGUUUCCCCUCCACCCCGUCCCUAGUAGAUGAACACUGUCAGCUCUAUUCUGACAGCCAUGCAUCUCCGACAAGAUGCUGAGAGACCUUUUGUGUGCAAUACUUCUUUUUUUUUUUUUAGGACCUACGGAGCUGCUGCAGUGGAUGAGCCCAUAAUGUUAAGCCUUUGGGGAAAACAGAUGUGAACGAUGAAUGAAAACCUGUUCUGGUCUGAAGAGUUUUUUUUUCUAGAAACAGUCCGUUCUGCUGGGUUGCUGAAGAUGGUGUCUUAUCUUCCUGCUGUCUUUAAUGCUUCAUGUAGUGAAUUGUCUAUGCAUCAUGUCAUCUUCACCAUGAGCUGAGGUUUAUGAUUAUUAUUUAAAUGAGUUGAUUUAUGGUAUGCAAUGUUUUUGGGGGUGGGUGAUUUCGGGAAUGAGCUGCCCCUCUGUCAGUCUUGUGCAAUCAAACACGGACCUAAAUAUAGCCGUAGACAUCACCUGAAUGUGCUAUUCACCAGGAAUGUUUCACUGCUAAAUGUUUCCCAUCAUGAAGUCCAGCUCCAGUUCAUACCAGAACUUGUACAAUUCAAGCAAUAUUUGCCUUCACUAAGACAGAUUUGUCUUUGUGUGGGUACGACAUGUAUCAUUGCCAAAGCUGGUUAGGAACUUUAUCUAAACAGAACUGGACCAUUGUACCAGAUUGCUGAACUGCAUACUUUUAUAGGAUUACGUGCUGUUUAAAUAGUUAAUUUAAAGCAACAGUUAGGUAAUAAACUUUAAACUUUUAGUUCGACACACUGCAGCUGCGAGUGAGGAGGCGCCCUCUACAGGCUGCCUCCGUUGCAGCAGCAGAACUUAAUAGUGAUUGCUAGUAGCAUACAGUAUGGCACGGGGGAAUUAGCGAAGACAUUAAUUUGGCAGAAUCGAGCCCCAUGUUAUAGUUUCUGAACAGACUCGAUAGUUUGGAGACGCUGGUGGUAAUGGAGACCCGGUUGAGCUUCUGGGUCCCUUGCUGGCUCAUUCCGAUACCAGUGACCCUUGGUGUACAUGUUGAUCAGACUGUAUGAUACUGACCUCCGAUUCGUUGAUGUCUGUCCUCAUUCCCCGGUUCAGGGACAUGUUGAAACGUUCCGCGAGGCGCCAUCCCUGAUUAUCAGUGCGCCGGGUGUGUGUUCAGCAAGGUCUGUGCUGCAAACUUCGCAUUUGAAUAGCUGAAAAUCUCUGGAUGACAGAGGCGGUUGCGUCAGGGGCUCUGUGGCACUCUGGAUGUCCACCCAUUGUAAUUCGGCUGACCUCGGUCUUAAAUGGCAAGGUCGAUAGCCUUUUGGUAAUCUGUACCUCUGCAGUAAAGAGCUGUAGUCGAUACAAUUUAUGGAUGAAUGCCUGAGAUGGAGAAAAUCCUAAAUGCCUAUUUUUGUACACUCUUCCUUUUUCUGGUGUUCCCUUUUCCCUAUCUUUAUAUCUAAUUGUACACACAUAGAUGUGUGUAGUGCAUUCAGUCUUGUAAUUUAAAAAUUAUUUUGCUUGUCUUUAAUUUUCCCAUUUUAUUUAAUUGAUGUCAAUAUGCAGAUUAAAUAGAUUAUACACAAAAAAAUAAAUAAAAUCUAUGCAAACCUA
Paramormyrops kingsleyae is the source of this 5739-nucleotide messenger RNA. RefSeq names its product furin (paired basic amino acid cleaving enzyme) a (gene furina). Gene Ontology annotation, cellular component: Golgi membrane; trans-Golgi network. Gene Ontology annotation, molecular function: serine-type endopeptidase activity. NCBI's taxonomy places the organism in Eukaryota, Metazoa, Chordata, Actinopteri, Osteoglossiformes, Mormyridae. The record is from RefSeq and is a predicted model, not a curated record. Gene Ontology annotation, biological process: peptide hormone processing.